Messenger RNA from Aspergillus homomorphus CBS 101889, 1143 nucleotides. RefSeq lists its product as uncharacterized. Lineage: Eukaryota; Fungi; Ascomycota; Eurotiomycetes; Eurotiales; Aspergillaceae. The transcript has 3 exons. The coding region runs from base 478 to 951 and encodes 157 amino acids. The record is from RefSeq and is a predicted model, not a curated record.
GCUGCUGCGCUGAGCUGCUUGGGGCUGGCUCCCGGCCGCGCCAACUGACUGUGACUGAAGUAAUGCUCGCUCGCUCACUCACGCACUCACUCGUUCCGCGGCCGGGUCUCUCCUCCCCUCACCCAAACCAAACCAAACUGGCCAAGGGAAGGGGGAAGCGGAGGCCGUCUGCUUUCUCUCUGUCUGCCUGUCUGUUCCCUGCCGGUCCUGCUGCCCUCUGAAUUCCUCUGCUUCCCUCCCUCUUCCCUCCUCUCCCUCUUAUACUUCUCCCACUCCCCCAAUCUCUCUCCCUCUUUCCCUUCCUCUUUCUCCUCUCCUCUCUCACACACUUCCCCUUACUACUUCUCUCAUACUACCAUACAGCUCCUGGCUAUUCAUUGCCCUCGUACUUUCACUUCAUCUAUACCUAUAUCUAUCAAUCUACAAUUGCGCAAUUGACUGAGCGCCCCUUUCUCUCUAACCUAAUCACCUUCAAUCAUGUCUACCCGUAAGAGAAAGCAAGAGGCCGAGGAAGAGGAGGAGCUUCAAGCCCUGCCCAGUGACGAAAGUGAGGAGGAAGAGGAAUACGAGGAUUCCGAGGUCGACCAAAGCGACCUCGGCAGCGAAGAGGAAGAAGAGGAAGAACUCAAUGAAGAGGCCGAAGAGCCGGAAGAGGAAGCCCCAGCACCCAAGAAACGAAAGACCGCCCCCGCUCCUGCGGCCAACGACGAAGACGAGGAGGAGGCCGCACAGAACGGCGAGAACGGAGUCGGUGAGGAUGACAACGACGACGAGGAAGAAGAGGAAGAACUUGCCGACGAUGAUGUCGAAGAGGAAGCUGAUGAUGAUGACCUCGAUGAUGACGCUGCGGAGACAGCCAAGGAGAGUGGGCCCGCCAAGGCGGCCGCGAAGGCCAAGGGAGCUGUUGUUCCUAAGGAGCCGGAGGUUGAUGUCGAGGAUGAUGAGGAGUGAAUUUCUGUCUCUACUUCUUUCUAGGGACUGGGGGAUAAUUUGGAGGAAUCUUGAGAUUGUGCUUCGCAAGUUGGUUUAUCGGUCCCGGCCUGUGGUUAUUUUUUAUCUAAUACGACAGGAUUUUCCUGGGGUUUAUUUUGAUCUUGUGCCGGCUAUGGUUGCUGGUUUGCAUAAUAUUGACUUCGUUGGUUG